CCUGUGCAUUCUCUCAGCCUUAGUGCCUCCUUUCCCAGAUCGCCCUCUCCACCUCGCUCCGAGAAAAUAAAUCAUCGAGAGGGCGGUCGAAGAGAAACGAGCACAACACAAACACAUACCAUGGAGCGGUUCGUCUGCGCCUCCCUCCUCCUCAUCCUCGCCUCCGCGGCCGCCGUCGAGGCGGGCCGCAUGGGCCCUGCCGCCGUGUUGCCUGCGAACCACGUGUUGCCCGGCGCCGGGGGCGAGUUGCCAAGGAUAUGCGACCAGGUGCGGUUCAAGACGAUAUGCCGGGGCUUCACGAAGCUCCCCGGCGUGGCGACGCCCCGGCAGCUGCUGCUGGCGUCGAUCCGCGUGGCGACGGACAAGGCGAACGAGGCCAAGCUCCGGGUGCAGGAGUACGCGGCGAGGACGCACGCGGCCGGGCCGAUGGCGUCCAUCACUGACACGUGCCGCGACGGGUACGACAGCGUGGUGCGGGCGCUGGAGGAGACGCGGCAGCUGGUCGAGGCCAACAAGGGCACGAGCUUGGACCUGAACACCAAGGCGUCGGACGCCGUCACGCACGCCGACGAGUGCAAGGACGCCUUCGCGGACUUCCCGGAGAUCAAGUCGCCCUUCGCCGCCAUGCAGCAGAACGUCUUCCGCGUCGUCGACAACGUCCUCAACAUCGCCGCCGUCGUGCAGCAGGGCGAGGCACGCCCGGCGAAACCGCUCGGCCCGCACGUGCACUGAGCGAGUGAGCCGGACUAGCCGGCCGGGGCUAAAAGGGAAGGCAAGAGUGGUGGGUGGUGAUGCACCCAUGUUCCGCACCGGAACAGCAAAGGCUUGAGAAAAAAAAACUGUACUACGUACGUAGUAGUCUAAUGUAACUUGAUGAGGUUACUAACACGGAAUUACAGGUUGAGCUCGAAUCGUAUA
This is a messenger RNA of Panicum virgatum (switchgrass), 918 nucleotides long. RefSeq lists its product as uncharacterized. The record is from RefSeq and is a predicted model, not a curated record. The transcript has 2 exons. Gene Ontology annotation, molecular function: enzyme inhibitor activity. The coding region runs from base 121 to 732 and encodes 203 amino acids. Gene Ontology annotation, biological process: negative regulation of catalytic activity. NCBI's taxonomy places the organism in Eukaryota, Viridiplantae, Streptophyta, Magnoliopsida, Poales, Poaceae.